Messenger RNA from Kalmanozyma brasiliensis GHG001, 1530 nucleotides. Its product is annotated as WD40 repeat. The record is from RefSeq and is a predicted model, not a curated record. Gene Ontology annotation, molecular function: protein binding. Bases 1 to 1530 code for a protein of 509 amino acids. The transcript has a single exon. Gene Ontology annotation, cellular component: catalytic step 2 spliceosome; precatalytic spliceosome; Prp19 complex. NCBI's taxonomy places the organism in Eukaryota, Fungi, Basidiomycota, Ustilaginomycetes, Ustilaginales. Gene Ontology annotation, biological process: mRNA splicing, via spliceosome.
AUGGCUGUAGCAUCUACGUCGGCCAACCACGCCGGCCCAUCGACAUCAGCUUCGAUGGCCGAACAGCCAAGUCUGCCCCCGCUCUCAGACUUGCUGGCUCGAUCCUCCAAACGAGCGAAGCUUCUCUUCCAAAUCGACGACGAAUAUGACUUUGACAACUUUGGCGAUAUCAAUGCACUAGAACCGACGAAAGCGCACCUCUCCUCUAAGAUCAGCUCAGAGUAUUCAGAUGCAAAGGUCUUGCCGGCUGCCAUUCUGGCGCAGCAACAGGUGGCUGCCGGGCCGGUGCGACCGGGAGCCUCAGGUGCUGCAGCAGCAUCGGCGACGGCGAGUCGGCCAUCCAAACGAAGAGGGGACGAGACCCACCUCUCGAGAUUGAUAGACCAGCUUGAUGGGAGCUCCCCGGUACCGGCAGGAGCUGUAGGCCCUGUCGCACCUCCUUCCACCAGCCAAGCUCUUACGAUUCGAAGCAAUGGCGCUCCAGGCGCAGCGGCACCAUCCGCAAACUCGGCGUCCUCGUCUGCGCUUGCUCUUCAUCGAGGUGGGACAUCCGGCUUGCUCUCUCAAGCUCUCAUUCAAAAGAAGGAGAUGGCGAAUCGCAAAGCCAAGCCCGCAUACCAUCCCAACUGGAAGCUCUCACGCGUCAUCUCAGGCCAUCUGGGCUGGGUCCGAUGUGUCGCGGUAGAGCCGGACAACAAGUGGUUUGCGACAGGCUCUGGUGACCGCAUGAUCAAGAUCUGGGACCUCGCAUCAGGCGAGCUCAAGCUUUCUCUCACAGGCCACAUCUCGCCCGUGCGAGGCAUUGCAGUAUCAGCGAGGCAUCCGUACUUGUUUUCGGCUGGCGAGGAUAAGGUGGUCAAAUGCUGGGACUUGGAGACGAAUCGAGUCAUUCGACAGUACCGCGGACAUCUCUCCGGCAUCUACUCGUUGGCGCUGCACCCGGAACUGGAUGUGGUCGUCACGGGAGGCAGGGACUCUACGGUUCGGGUGUGGGACAUGCGCACACGAAUGGCGAUCCACACCAUGACGGGACAUCGCGGCACGGUCGCUUCACUUGCAUGCCAGGCUGCAGAACCACAAAUCAUCUCGGGGUCCAUGGACGCCACGGUCAAGCUGUGGGACCUGGCUGCCGGCAAGUCGAUCACCACGCUCACGCACCACAAGAAGAGCGUCCGUGCACUCGCCAUGCAUCCCACCCAGUACACUUUCGCAUCCGGCAGUGCGGGAGGCAACAACAUCAAGACUUGGAAAUGUCCCGAAGGAACACUGGUUAACAACAUGGCCCACGAUACCAUCGUGAACACACUGAGCGUCAAUGCGGACGGUGUGCUGUUCAGCGGUGGUGAUGAUGGCAGCCUCAAGUUCUUCGACUAUGCGACGGGCACACCGUUCCAAGCGGCAGAAGAUGUUCCGCAGCCAGGGUCUCUGGAUGCUGAAGCAGGUGUGUUUUGCUCGACCUUUGACCAGACAGGGACCCGUCUUAUUACAGGCGGUGCGGACAAGACCAUCAAGAUCUACAAGGAGGUGUAA